Molecule: messenger RNA, 332 nt
Organism: Tuber melanosporum (Perigord truffle)
Lineage: Eukaryota; Fungi; Ascomycota; Pezizomycetes; Pezizales; Tuberaceae
Exons: 1
Coding region: 1-210 (69 amino acids)
Source: RefSeq, a predicted model, not a curated record
AUGUUUAUUAUAUUCUCAAAAGGACAGUAUUUGUGUCUGGCUUUUCCACUCAUCACUUUGUUUGUCAGUACAUUACCCGCAAGGGCGUGUAACUGCAUAUCCAGUUCUUUUAUUUAUUUAUUUUCUCUUUCCCUCCUCUUUGCUUCUUUGUCACCCCCCCCCACCACAAAAGGGCUCCUGCGCCCAAAAAAGUUUAACAACACAUUAUAGAGUUAUAGUCAUUCAACAACACACCGCAUCGAGAUCAAUCAGGAUCAAUAUUCGAGUCAAGUCGCCGUAGCUAGUUUAUGUUAGGUUUUAUCAGAAUCAGAACUCACUUGACUUGCAUGAAA